UUUUUUCAGACCUUUUCAGUAAAAGUUGAUUAUUAAUAUUUCAAAAAUAUUAAAUAUUUCUCCAUAGUGAAAUCCUGGAGCAUUUUUGGCUUAAUAAAUUGGUAAAAAAAAUUGAUUUACUACUAGAAAUUAUGGACACAAAUUAAGUUUAAUUCGAAAUGAUGCUUAAAAACGAAAAAACUAAGCUUCACAUGAAUUAGCACUGAAACGUACGAAAAUAUUUAAGUAUUAGCAGUAGCAUGGAUUAAUUCAAGACUGCUGCAAGUAGUUGCAGCACUUCACAACCACCUAUCAUGGCUUGCAUUUUGUGUUUCAAGCUCCUUUUAUUUAAUGAAGUUGAAGCUCCAAGCCUUUUAUAUAAACCCAUCUCAAUUCAUUAAUAUUCCAAUAGGAAAGACUUGUAGCUUGCUGAAUUUAAUAUAUUAAAUUCUUGGAACUAUGCCAAUGGCUGCUAAUUCCAUUACCCAGAUGGUGAUUUUUCUUUCAGCAGCAGCUGCAAGUGUUUUUCUGCAAGCUGAGGCUCGAGCCUUCUUCGUUUUUGGUGAUUCACUUGUUGAUAGUGGCAACAAUAAUUAUCUCGCAACGACUGCUCGUGCAGAUUCUCCUCCUUAUGGAAUUGAUUACCCAAAUCAUCGUCCCACAGGCCGUUUCUCUAAUGGCCUUAACAUUCCAGACAUUAUCAGUGAACGGAUUGGAGCAGAACCUGUAUUGCCAUGCCUGAGUCCAGAACUAACUGGACAAAGGUUGCUUAAUGGUGCCAAUUUUGCUUCUGCUGGGAUUGGAAUCCUCAACGACACUGGAGUUCAAUUUCUGAAUGUUAUCAGAAUGUACAGACAACUUGAGCUCUUUCAACAAUACAAGCAACUGGUUCGUGCUCUUAUUGGAGGUGAUCGGACUAAGCGACUUGUAAAUGAAGCAUUAAUCCUGAUCACCGUCGGAGGCAAUGACUUUGUAAACAACUAUUACUUGGUUCCCAAUUCUGCUAGGUCUAGCCAAUUUGCUUUGCCAGAUUAUGUCAAGUAUCUCAUUUCAGAGUACAGAAAAUUGUUAAUGAAGCUGUAUAAAUUGGGAGCAAGAAGAGUUCUGGUGACAGGUACUGGACCACUGGGCUGUGUUCCAGCAGAAUUAGCCAUGCGGAGCACAAAUGGUGGUUGCUCUGCCGAACUUCAGCGAGCUGCUUCAUUGUACAACCCUCAACUCGUUAAGAUGCUGACGGGACUCAACAAAAGAAUUGGAAAAAAUGUGUUCAUUGGUGCAAAUACACAUAGAAUGCACAUGAAUUUCAUUAGUAAUCCCCACGCACAUGGAUUCACUACAUCAAAGGUUGCCUGUUGUGGACAAGGUCCGUACAAUGGUCUUGGACUAUGCACAGCAGCAUCAAACUUGUGUGGAAACCGAAAUCUGUAUGCAUUCUGGGAUGCAUUCCAUCCAUCUGAGAAGGCAAAUAGGCUGAUUGUUGAAGAGAUGUUCUCUGGCUCUACAAAUUACAUGGUCCCUAUGAAUCUUAGCACAGUUAUGGCGUUGGAUGCCAGGACUUGAUUCCAUUCUCUUCAUUAACUACUUGGUUUUAGUAUCAAUAAUGUGCAACGUUCAUUGUCAUCAGCACAUGAUAGGAAUAGUAAUUGACUGUAAUUCCCUUUUGAUUGUUUCUGUUUCCUAAUUGGAAAGAACCAGCAAUUCAUGUUGUUGGCUUUCAAGUUUUGUGUAUUUUCAUAAAACCAUCUAGCCUUUUCUCCAACCCAAAACCCAAUAUGACUGGCUUGAAUUAUUCAUGUCUCUAUUUUUAUUAUUAUGCAUGUUGCUCUGGCAAGUCCAAGUGUUUUUUGCUCCUGUUAUGAGAGGAAGCAUCUUUGAGUGCUUCUCUUCCCUUCAGCAAUGGGGCAGGGAGCGGUGGAAGUAAUUCUUGAACCUGUGCAGUUCCUUCCAACUGCAACAAAUUUAUGCUGGUCACGGCAUCGUAAUAAAUUGAAUCAAUCUGAGAAAUCCAAAGGGGACACAGAAGUUCCA
This is a messenger RNA of Manihot esculenta (cassava), 2007 nucleotides long. Its product is annotated as GDSL esterase/lipase At5g18430. Gene Ontology annotation, molecular function: hydrolase activity, acting on ester bonds. Bases 439 to 1539 code for a protein of 366 amino acids. NCBI's taxonomy places the organism in Eukaryota, Viridiplantae, Streptophyta, Magnoliopsida, Malpighiales, Euphorbiaceae. The record is from RefSeq and is a predicted model, not a curated record. The transcript is spliced from 5 exons.